AUGUUAUAUGAGCUAAUUGCAGUCGUCCGACCGGGCAACCUCGCCGAGGUAAAAGAAAUCGCACGCACAGCCGGUUCCCUCAUUCUCCGCAGUGGUGGCACGAUUAGGGGCCUUAACAACUGGGGUGUCUUCAACCUCCCCAAGAAGACCCGCAAGCAUCAAGCACAAUAUACAAACGGACACUACUUCGUCAUGCGCUUCGAUGCCUCUUCCAAGAUUCAGGAUGAUGUACGGAUGACGUUGGGAUUGGAUCCGCGGAUGAUCAAGUUUAGUAGUGUCAAGUUGGGGGAUGGGACGUUGGAGAGCUUGAGUCGGAUUUCGGGCAAUGUGGAAUGGAAGAACAGGGAGGAGUUCUGA
Molecule: messenger RNA, 357 nt
Organism: Lachnellula hyalina
Lineage: Eukaryota; Fungi; Ascomycota; Leotiomycetes; Helotiales; Lachnaceae
Gene: MRP17
Product: 37S ribosomal protein, mitochondrial
Exons: 3
Coding region: 1-357 (118 amino acids)
Biological process (GO): translation
Cellular component (GO): ribosome; mitochondrial small ribosomal subunit
Molecular function (GO): small ribosomal subunit rRNA binding; structural constituent of ribosome
Source: RefSeq, a predicted model, not a curated record